GAAGGAUCAAAACAACGAAGUCCGAGGACUCUUGGAUGCUGCUGGGAACAGCAGGAGGGUGAUGUGACAGAGUAGACCGCCUGCGUUGACUGACCUAAGGAAGUUGGAGAUGAGGAUUGUGAGGUUCUGGAGGACUGAAGUGAGAGGUGGGGUAAACAGGCUGUGUGUUGGGACCUAUAGUCUACUGCUCACUGUGCUGCUCCAUCUACUACUCCCUCUUACUUCAUCCAGCAGUGCCUGGAGUCAGAGUGGAGCCCCACGCCUACAGCUCUCCCAAACAGAGCUGCGCUCUAGGAACAGUUCGGCAGUGUUCUGGGAUGGAGGGGAGAGAGGAGGAUACCAGGCUUUGUUACUGGAUGAGGACCGUGGCUGGCUACUGGUUGGAGGACGAGACCACGUCUACAUGCUGCAGUCUGACAGCUUAGUCCGUUCUGCACGCAAGAUUCACUGGCCAGCUGCACGAGAACAUAUUGAGCGAUGCAAACAUGCAGGGAAGAAUCUUUUGAUGGACUGUGCCAAUUACGUGAGACUCCUGCAACCUUUCAAUAAGACUCAUGUCUAUGUGUGUGGAACCGGCGCUUACCACCCCCAAUGCACUUACAUUGACCUGGGCCACAAUAUCGAGGAGCCAACGUUUAAAUUACAGACCCACACUGUUGAAUCUGGAAGGGGGAAGUGUCCGUUCAGUCCACAGGAGCCUUUCACAGCCAGACUGACAGAUGGAGGGCUAUAUUCAGGAACUUCGGUUGACUUCAUGGGGAACAACGCUGCUAUAUUUCGCACACCAGUGCAUGGCAACAGUCAGCAUUACAUCCGCACUGAGGCUUAUCAGGACCACUGGCUAAAUGAGCCAGAAUUUGUGGGCUCAUACUCCAUCCCAGACACACACAGUGUGGAUGAUGACAAGGUCUACUUCUUCUUCAAAGAGACAGCAGUGGAAUCCAACCAGUUCGACAAGCGUAUCUACAGCAGAGUAGCCAGAGUGUGCAAGAAUGACAUAGGAGGGAAGAGGAGUCUUAUUAACCGUUGGAGCACUUUCCUGAAGGCUAGGCUGGUGUGUUCAGUACCAGGCCCUGGGGGAAUGGACACACACUUUAACGAGCUGGAGGACAUCUUUCUGUUGGAGACCAAAGAGCCCCAGAAUCCAGUCAUUUAUGGGGUCUUCUCAACUUCUAGCUCCAUCUUCAAAGGUUCAGCUGUCUGCGUCUACUCCAUGGCUUCUAUUCGAGCUGCGUUCAAUGGGCCUUUCUCCCACAAAGAGGGUCCUGACUACCGCUGGGUAGAGUACAAGGGAAAAAUCCCAUAUCCACGGCCAGGAACGUGUCCCAGUGAGACCUACGACCCCUUGCAUAAGUCCACUCGAGAUUUCCCUGAUGAGGUUGUCAGCUUCAUGAGGAGCCAUCAGCUCAUGUGGGAGCCUGUGAUGCCCAUCCAUAGACGUCCGGUUUUCACCAGGAUCAACACCUCCUACAGGCUCAAGAAGGUUGUGGUGGACAGAGUGGAUGCAGAGGACGGCCAGUAUGAUGUUCUCUACCUGGGCACAGAUAAUGGCAAGGUGCUGAAAGUGGUCUCCGUACCCAAGGAGCAUGGAGUGGCUGAGGAGGUUGUUCUAGAGGAGCUGAGUGUCUUCCAGAGUCAAACCCCCAUACUGAAUAUGGAGCUUUCUACCAAACGGCAACUGCUGUUUGUGAGCAGCGAGGAGGGAGUGGCUCAGUUACCGCUGCAGCGCUGUGAGCUCUAUGGCAAGGCCUGUGUCGACUGCUGCCUGGCCAGGGACCCCUACUGCGCCUGGGACGGGACCGCCUGCAGCAGCUACUUCCCCAGCAACAAGAGGCGUGCCCGCAGACAGGAUGUGAGGUAUGGAGACCCCUGGAGCCAGUGUCAGGACCUGGGAGAUGGCUUGGAAGACAUUGAGCUGAAAGUGGUGUAUGGAGUGGAGUAUAACUCCACCUUUCUGGAGUGUGUGCCUCGCUCUCCUCAGGCCACGGUCAAAUGGAUAAUGCAACAGAACCAGGCUCAUUCCAGCAGAGAGUUGCUCCAUGGAGAGGAGAACCUGAUCCACAUGCAGCGUGGUCUUCUUAUUCAGCACCUUACCACCACAGACUCCGGCUUCUACAUGUGUACGUCUCACGAGCACUCUUUCUCCCGAACGCUAGCCCGCUACAACCUACAAGUCAUCCCCCAACAGCAAAUGGCAGCCGCUCAGAGCCGCUCGACAGAACCAAAGCCUGCUGGGAACUACGCCUACUCGCCGCAAAGCUACAAAGAUCUCCAUCUGAUGGGCGUGAGCGGUUUGAACGCGGACGAGUAUUGCGAGCAGCUGUGGUAUCGUGAGAAACGCAGACAACAGAAGCUCCGCACACUCAAGUGGAAGCAGACGGUGGAGAGCCGCAAAGCACGAGUUAGGAGACACAAUCCUCCUUACGAGCCUCUCCAGUGAAGGGGAGCUUAAGACUGAAGGAGAAAGGCGUCAGAGCCUGCCUGGAUUCAGUGCCAUCUUGUUUCAGAAUUAGCUAAAAUUUGCUGCUUGGUUUGCUGCUAACUAUGCUUGUGCAGCUUACAGAAGCUAUUUAACUUAAACAGUUACAGGAUUAAACAUCGUUGUUCUUGGUCUUGUCAAGUUUUUUUAUUUAGCAGAGGCGCCAUCCUGUCAUCACAGCUCCAUUGUGCCAAUGCUAGCUCAUUGAAGGUAUCCACUUGACUAUAGAAACGGGCUAAUACUGAACCAAAAUGGUAUCCGGGCAGCACUGGAUUAACCGCAGGGCAAAUACAAACUGACUUUUGCUCGGAGCGGUCGUCUAGAUCUCAUUAAGCUUUGUGGGUUCAGUCAUCGCCUGCCUUCCCUCUUACAUUAAGCAUAUGGACUCUUUUGUUACAAACAAGAAUUACUCACCUCAGGCCUCUCAGAGAAGGACUUUGGACCAUGUUCUGACAACAGCAGGUGUCUCUGAACAUUUGGAGGAAGCUUGCCGUGCCAUUCUUACGCAACCCAGGAUGUUCCCCUCAUUUCUUUCCUUCCCCUCCAUGAACAAUGCCUUCUGGGGCCUUUUCCUUUGAACAAAAGCGACACAGUCUGGUUUAUGUUUUGUGACUUCUUUUAUUUUGGACAUAAGAUAGAAUAAAGAAACAUCACAGUUUGUAACAAUUAUACUAACCAUGGUGUUUUUGCUGGGUUGUGUCAUGGAAGAGAUAUCAAAGGUCUAAGCAUCUGGGAGAAAUGAGAAUGAAUUCUUUCAAAGUUUUUUUUUGGUGCCCAUGAAAAUGACUUCCAGAAUCCCUGUGACGAUUGGAUGGUAUGUUGGAAGCCCUUUGUUGUCAUCCUUACUAAAUGAAUGGAAACUCAUGGAGCGUGGAGCUUGAAACAGGCACAUGGGGUCCUAUUGCAAAAAUGGUCCCUUGUAAUGUGUGAUACUCUAAAUUCAUAUAGGAAUGUGGAAUGUUAGUGCUUUACUUUAUGUAUAACUGUAUAUUCACCUUAAUCAGUAACAGCCUGGCUGUCACCAACAGAGGAAGUUCACUUAGAAACACAAAGAGUGGUUAAGUGGUUAAGCUUGUUCAGAGCAACAUACUCAAAACUGAUGUACUGCUCAGAAUAUGUGUUUAUUAAAAUUUACAACCUUUUUCAGAGACCACAUUAAUGUUAUAAUCAACAAAAACUAUUCAGAACGUUUUCCUGUUUCAGUGAAUGUGUUAUUUAUACAACAUAUCAGAGGAACUAAAUCUGUGCAGUCGUGCUUUUAUCAAUUGCUGAAGAAAUAGAUUCACACCAUUUUAUUUUACUUUUUAGUGAUCUCAGAGAAGUGUGUGUUGUUCAGUAGUGUUUUUCUUGUGUGGUUCCUAACUCUAACAGAACAGGUGGUGUUCAGUAAUGGACUGUACUUACUAACAAUAAGCUGUUUCUGACACAGGAUGUUUUUGAACGGCCGUAAAUACAUUUGUAUGUACAGUUGAUCAUCUCCAUCUAGUGUUCAUUUUGGGCCAGUGCAUGGA
Messenger RNA from Chanos chanos (milkfish), 3990 nucleotides. Its product is annotated as semaphorin-3D. Gene Ontology annotation, biological process: axon guidance; negative chemotaxis; positive regulation of cell migration. Gene Ontology annotation, molecular function: semaphorin receptor binding; chemorepellent activity. The transcript is spliced from 18 exons. Gene Ontology annotation, cellular component: plasma membrane. The record is from RefSeq and is a predicted model, not a curated record. Lineage: Eukaryota; Metazoa; Chordata; Actinopteri; Gonorynchiformes; Chanidae. The coding region runs from base 110 to 2440 and encodes 776 amino acids.